AUGCCUAGCUUGCGUGAUGAAUUAGAGAAGAAGCUACAUGAUUCAAACGCAGCGCCAAUGGUUCUUCCACUAGAAUUUUUGAAAGCCAUCACAUGUGAUUUUUCCACUGAGUUGGAACUUGGAAGUGGUGGGUAUGGAGUGGUUUACAAGGGAGUUUUCAAGAGUGGGAAAAUCAUUGCUGUGAAGAAGCUUUUUGAAAUACAUCUCUUGGAUGAUAAAACAUUCCGGAAUGAAGUCAGAUCUCUUAUGGAGAUCAAGCACCGACAUGUGGUACAGUUUAUUGGUUACUGUGCUGAAUCAAGUUGGGAAACGAUAAAGCAACCAAGUGGGGAUUUCAUUUGGGCAGAAUUGCCAAAAAGGUUGCUUUGUUUCGAGUAUGUAUGCAACAAAAGCCUUCACACAUAUAUUUAUGAUGAAUCUUCGGUCCUUGACUGGAACAUGAGAUAUGAGAUUAUCAAGGGAAUUUGCAGCGGGUUGAAUUUCCUUCAUGAGGAAUGUCGUAUUGUUCAUCUAGACCUUAAACCUGAAAACAUAUUGAUGGAUGCCACAAUGAUACCGAAAAUUGCGGAUUUUGGUUUGUCAAGGAUCUUUGGCAACCAGAAAUCAAGAACUUUUACUCAUCAUCGUGCUGGAUCAAGUGGAUAUAUGGCACCAGAAUACUUAAUCCAUGGAGUUGUCUCUAUGAAGGCUGACAUCUUCAGCUUGGGUGUUAUAAUGAUAGAGAUAAUCACAGGUUGUCGGGACUAUCCAUAUUUCCAGCUUGAUAGUCCCCAGUGUAUUGUUACAUCUUGUCAGCAUUACAUAGUGAAAGUACUUCGAAGUUGGAGGAACAAAUUUGAUUCCACACUGAAUUAUAAACCACUGGAAAAAUAUAGCCAACAAGUAGAACAGUGUGUCACCAUAGCCCUAAAAUGUGUGGACCCUGCUAUGGAGAAAAGACCUACUGCAAAGGAUAUAAUCCAGGUUCUUCAUGCAGUAGACCAGUACACAGACAAGUUGAUGCUACUAAACACUACUGCAAGUAAGGAUAUCACGCCCCCGAGUGUCACUGAAGACAUGUUGAUCAAUAAAGCAACAACCGGUAAAGUGGUAGAUGAAGCAAUGUAUGAGGGUUUGUCACCAAUGCUGACAAUAGAGUCAAGCACAUACACUCAGUAUUCUCAUGAGGGGACAAAGGCACCCAGUGAGCCACAGGCAGCACAAGACAGAACCACUGAGCCUGAGAUCAUAGAAGAUGCAGCUGGACGUAUCUAUUCCAUAGAUGCACAUCAGACAGAGCAAUUGAUUAUAACAAGUGGCUCACAUGGGCAUGUUCAGAUAUGGAACUAUAACCCGCAGGCAAGUUAUUUUAUUGCUUCAGCAGUAAGAAUUUUAGGCAAAGAAAGAAAUUUAUUGCCUCAUGCCCCUCUGCAUCAAAGUGAUGCAUGCAACCCUAGCCGUCUGCAAAUAAAAGUGAUCAAUUCGAUCGAGGUCUCAAGGGAAGGAGUUUGUUGUGUUAAAUUUAUUGCACGGAAGCGAUGGAUGGUGGCUGUUUCAUAUGAUUGUGUUGUUCAUGUGUACAGUUAUGAAAACGAAAUGCAAAAAAUCAGGAGUUUUAGAGCUCACGAUUGUCCUAGGGCCUUCUGUUCACUAGCCGUUCAUCCAACCCAACCGUAUGUGCUGUCAGGAUGUCAUACACAAAUAAAGCUUUGGGAUUGGGACCAAGGCUGGAAUUGUAUACAAAUAUUUGAGGAACACUCGGGACAAGUUUGUGACAUGGUAUUUAACCCAACGGACACCAACAGUUUUGCUAGUGCUUGGGCUGAUUGGGCAAUAAAGGUUUGGAGUCUUGGUUGGUCCAAAUCUAAGUAUACUCUGUGUGGUCAUUCGGGAGCCGUGACCUCCCUCGAUUUCUUCACACGUGAUGGUCGGCAGUAUUUGGUUACUGGCUCAUUUGAUAGGACUGCCAAGGUAUGGAACAUGCAGAAGAAGAAGUGUGUUCAUACACUGACUCACAAUUCUGAAGUUAGUAAUGUCGUUUCCCAUCCCAAUCUUCCGGUUCUAGUCACAGGUACAAGUGAUGGUGCUGUUCAUGUGUGGAACUCCACCAAUUUCAGGCUCAAGAGAAUACUUAACAUUGGCGGACUAUCAGGGGUUAAAGGUCUUGCAUGUUUGAUGGGAUCAGAAAGGGUUGCGGUUGCACAUUCGAGCAAACUAUCAGUGAUGGAAAUACAUGAUGAAGAACAAGGUGGGAGCAGCAGCGACGUCGAUUUCAUGAGAGCAGCAUCAUAGGAAGUCCAAAACCUUCAUGCCAAGCAAAGCCAAUCCAGGACUGCGAGUAUUUUGGUGCAGGAUUUUAUGUUGUCAAAGUGGUAUAUAUGUAUAUGGCGCACAGAUGUACUAGUUGAUUGUUACUAGUGCUGUAGUACUGUUAUUUCUUUUUUUUGUAUGCCCGCUGGUUGCUGCAGGUUGGCAUAGACUUCAUUGUAGAUGUAACGCAAGACUAGCAGAGUCGCUAUAUUCACAUCCUU
Messenger RNA from Triticum dicoccoides, 2510 nucleotides. RefSeq lists its product as uncharacterized. Gene Ontology annotation, biological process: protein phosphorylation. Gene Ontology annotation, molecular function: protein kinase activity; ATP binding; protein binding. The record is from RefSeq and is a predicted model, not a curated record. The transcript is spliced from 14 exons. Lineage: Eukaryota; Viridiplantae; Streptophyta; Magnoliopsida; Poales; Poaceae. The coding region runs from base 1 to 2271 and encodes 756 amino acids.